Messenger RNA from Pterocles gutturalis (yellow-throated sandgrouse), 2340 nucleotides. RefSeq names its product spastic paraplegia 7 (pure and complicated autosomal recessive) (gene SPG7). The transcript is spliced from 16 exons. The record is from RefSeq and is a predicted model, not a curated record. NCBI's taxonomy places the organism in Eukaryota, Metazoa, Chordata, Aves, Pterocliformes, Pteroclidae. Gene Ontology annotation, cellular component: membrane; m-AAA complex. The annotation marks the transcript as partial. Gene Ontology annotation, molecular function: ATP-dependent peptidase activity; ATP hydrolysis activity; metalloendopeptidase activity. Gene Ontology annotation, biological process: protein-containing complex assembly; mitochondrial protein processing.
AGCCUUCUGUCACAAACACUCUCCCCCACACGUCAAGGUUUCAGCAGAGUCCUGGUGAGACAACACUUAAUUCGGGAUCCAGUCAGGCUUUGGAAUCUCUUAGGUAGCACUCACUGUUUUACUACUUCAAGCUCUCAAAGGAGUAACCAGAAGAAUGGAGGAUUCAAAAAGAAAUCUCCCCAGGAGGAUGACGAGGAUGAGAAACGCAGGAAAAGGGAAAAUCAGAUGCAUCUGGAACGCUUACGGGCACUUCUCAUCAUAACUUUCAUAGUGCUGAUGUUUCGAUUCAUGGUCGGCGAGAACAGAGAAGGGACCAACAUUUCCUGGAACUACUUUCUGAAUGAGAUGCUGGCAAAGGGGGAGGUCCAGAGAAUCGAAGUGGUGCCAGAGAGCGAUAUUGUGGAAAUCUAUCUGCACCCAGGAGGAACUCCACAUGGACAAGUUAAUGUUACCCUGUUGUACACGAUGCGGGUGGCGAACAUCGACAAAUUUGAAGAGAAGCUGAGAGCUGCGGAGGAUGAGCUGAAUAUUGAUGAGAAAGAGAGAAUCCCUGUUUCCUACAAACAUCCUGGCUUCUAUGGAAAUGAUGUAAUUUCCCUGUUUGUGACACUUGUGGCUGUGACCAUGUUGUGGAGCAUCUUCCGCCUUAUCAGGGUUGCAAGCCGGGUAGGAGGAUUCAACGCCUUUAACCAGCUGAAAAUGGCUCGUUUCACCAUCGUGGAUGGGAAAUCUGGAAAAGGGAUCAGCUUCAAGGAUGUAGCGGGAAUGCAUGAGGCGAAAAUGGAAGUGAAAGAAUUUGUGGACUAUUUAAAGAGUCCUGAACGCUACCUUCAGCUUGGGGCUAAGGUGCCCAAGGGCGCCUUGCUACUGGGACCGCCAGGCUGUGGGAAGACACUGCUGGCGAAGGCAGUGGCUACGGAAGCACAGGUGCCGUUUUUGGCCAUGGCGGGCUCUGAGUUUGUGGAGGUGAUAGGAGGUCUUGGAGCUGCCAGAGUUCGGAGCCUCUUCAGAGAAGCCCAGGCUCGUGCACCCUGCAUUGUGUACAUCGAUGAAAUCGAUGCUGUGGGCAAGAAGCGCUCAACCAAUAUAUCUGGUUUUGCCAACGCUGAGGAGGAGCAGACCUUAAACCAGCUGCUGGUGGAAAUGGAUGGAAUGGGAACCACAGAUCACGUCAUAGUGCUGGCCUCCACCAACCGUGCUGAUGUCUUGGACAACGCCUUGAUGAGACCUGGGAGGCUCGACAGGCACAUCUUUAUUGAUCUUCCAACACUCCAGGAGAGAAGAGAGAUCUUUGAGCAGCACCUGAAGGGGCUCAAGCUGAUCCAAGAUGCCAGCUUCUACUCACAGCACCUUGCUGAACUGACUCCUGGCUUCAGCGGAGCUGACAUAGCGAAUAUAUGUAAUGAAGCUGCUCUUCAUGCCGCUAGAGAAGGUCACAAAUCCAUCGACACUUCCAACUUUGAGUAUGCUGUGGAAAGAGUCAUUGCAGGCACUGCCAAAAGGAGUAAGAUCUUGUCCCCAGAAGAGAGGAGGGUCGUGGCGUUCCAUGAAUCGGGUCACGCGCUGGUGGGGUGGCUGCUGGAGCACACCGAGGCUGUGAUGAAGGUUUCCAUCGCCCCUCGAACAAAUGCAGCUCUCGGGUUCGCUCAGAUCCUCCCCAGAGAGCAGUACCUCUUCACCAAGGAGCAGCUGCUGGAGAGGAUGUGCAUGGCGCUGGGGGGGAGAGUGGCCGAGGCCAUCACCUUCAACAAGGUCACUACAGGAGCACAGGAUGACCUGAAGAAGGUCACCAAGAUAGCCUACUCCAUGGUGAAGCAGUAUGGGAUGGUGCCCAGCAUCGGGCAGCUCUCCUUCCCGGACCUGGAGAGUGCAGCUGGAAUCGGCCGGCGCCCUUUCAGCCAGGGACUCCAGCAAAUGAUGGACCAUGAAGCAAAAGUCCUGGUGGCUCAGGCUUACAGGCGCACAGAAAAACUCCUACUGGAGAACAGGGACAAGCUGCAGACACUGUCCAGUGCCCUCCUGGAGAAAGAAGUGGUAAAUUACGAUGACAUUGAAGCUUUGAUUGGGCCUCCGCCCUAUGGGCCAAAGAAAAUGAUAGCUCCUCAGAGCUGGCUUCAAGCAGAGAGAGACAAGCAGGACACCAGAGAUGAAGAAAUGCCCCAGCAGCCACCAAACCACGAGGAGGAGGAAGAACCUCGCCUGAGACCAGUGUGAAGCUCGUUCCUGAUGUGGAAGGAGGACUCUAGAGGCUUCUUUUGAACUCAGACCCUUUCCCUGUUCAGCUCCGAAAUCAAAGAUGGUGAUCAGGGAAUCUCUGUGCUGCUGUUACCCAAAAAUUAA